Molecule: messenger RNA, 3560 nt
Organism: Zophobas morio
Lineage: Eukaryota; Metazoa; Arthropoda; Insecta; Coleoptera; Tenebrionidae
Gene: MED24
Product: mediator of RNA polymerase II transcription subunit 24
Exons: 6
Coding region: 249-2990 (913 amino acids)
Cellular component (GO): mediator complex
Molecular function (GO): transcription coregulator activity
Source: RefSeq, a predicted model, not a curated record
GAGGGAGAAACGUCAAAAACAUAAACAAGUGAACGUCAGAGUUGCAUUUACGACAGAAUUUUUUAGGUUAGUGAAAACACGGUAGAAGAUUUAGAACGAAAAUCGAUAUUUAUAAUAAGUGGGUUUCUCUCCUAACUCGCUAGUGUUUCUUGGACCGAAAAGACCGAAUUAGUAAUUUACAUGAAACCGAAGGUUGUGUUUUGAGUAUAAAAAUUAACCUAUAACCAUUUCCGUUAAAUCCGCUCAAAAUGGUAAUGGAAUCAAAGACCACAAGUAAAACAAGCUGCCUGAAAGCCCUCCUACUUAAAGCGUGGCGUGAGCGCUGGACUGAUUUACAAUGGGGCAUCAACAUCAAAACAGUCCUUCCGAGAGGUGUCAGCGGCGACGUGUACAAUCUAGCGGACUGCAUUUUGCAACAAGCUGUAGUAGGCGCCGGUGCCAACCAGUUAGUUUUAAGUUACUUAAGACAUUCGUUAAGUGCUCAACUUGUGUCUCAUGCGGCUGUUCUACAACGUCUUAGCAAAUACAACCAGUUAAAUAAGGUCCACUGCGUUUUCAACCUCUUGGAAUUUCUUGAAGGAAUGUUACCAGGGGUAACUUGUUGCGGAAAACCGGAAGAAACAGUGCUUGCAACAGCAAUCCUAUCGAUUGUGUGUUGGUUGCUGAAUAUUUUAUUGCAGUGCAAAGGCACCCCCCAUUUGACACAAAAAGCGUCGUUUUUGUUAACGACAUUGAUGAACGACGAUUUUUACGUAUCGAUGAUGUGCUUGGCGAGGUACAGCGAUCCAGAAUUGUUUUCUGAAACUAACCGAAAAUGUCUCGAACUGGGGGCUUCUCUCGCCGAGUCUGACGACCUCUUUAAAUGUGUGAAAAAACUAGAAAACAUUGACGUCAACACUUUAAGUCUACCAAUCACGAGCGAGAAGUGGCCAGGCACCUUGAUCCAGUGUUGGCUGGAAGUCAAACUCGUGGGUAACCCGGGGGCCUCCACCAGCUCGCUCUCGGAGCAGUUGAGACUUUUCCAGAAACUCAAAGGUUUCGACGGCCCCCGCCUCUACGCUGAGUUGAUGAGAGGCAGUUUAUUGGCACUAUAUGACGUGAAUCAAACUUCACACGAAAGCCAGUGGGGGGCUUUUGCGUUUUUGAAAGUCCCACAUAUUCUUAUGGAGUUGACGGGGAAGAAUGAUAGUUCGAGUAUUGUGAAUGCGGUGGAAUUAAUGUUGCAACAUAGCCCCCUUUUGGACGCUAUGGACGCCAAUAGCUCCUGCUCUAGUUUAGAGUGUCUUUUGGGCGAAUUAGUGAAAGCUCGGUUAAUUACAGACACUCAGAUUAAACACUUGUUGGAGAAGAGAAAAGCGCCCCCAACGCUGAAACUGGACACUGCGCCUGCGGCUGCGGGGAUACCGAAAGUUAUUAUUUGUGCAGAGCCGACCCUGGCGGGGAUUUUGAAGACGUUGUCCACGGACUAUCAUAAAAUACAGGACCCACUUCUGGGAAUGCUUCACCAAGUAUUGACAGGCAAAAGCUUCGAACUCAUUCUAGCAGUGGCCACAGUCCAAGGCCAGCUCCGAACCCUAGUGGCUCGCUUAAUACGUUUCAACGAAUGCUCGAAAUCUGGCGGAGACAAAGCCAGAGCUCAACUUUUCGAUAUAAGUUUUCUAAUGUUGGUGGCCAUUGUCCAAAAUUACGGCGCCAACGCCGUCCUAGAUCCGGACGGAGAAUCCCUCUUUGAGCAAUGGGUGAGGUCCUGUAUGGUAGAACGACAACGCCCGAAAGCCCCCGAGCAGUUGCUUCGCCUGGGCGACCCUGUCACCGUUGAGGUGCUUUUGCAGCAGUUCAAUGCCGGCGAAACUGAGUUCAAGUCGACCGUUAAGUGGCAAGACGUGUUGUUCAAUAUGGCGGGGGUUAUGCACGAAGUGUUGGUAGCGUGGGAGCAGGGAGCCUUGGCCCCUUCAGACGUCAAACGCAUCCUGGACGCCGUCCGCGGCCGCAUGUGCUGCCUCCCGCUCGCCGCCGCCGCCUGGUUGUGCGCGUACAUGCGCACCGCCCCCCAGGAGAACCUCCUCAAGCCCGUCAACAUGGUGCAGCAGCUCCUGGCGCCUCCAGCUGCCGAAGAAGACAGUCUACGCGAGCGCUGGCAGCUAACUUGCGAGAUCAUCAGGAAGAUGCAGCGCGACGUACAGUUGCCUCUCCAAACUAAGAGCAGCCACCAUUUGAUCUCUCGGCAACCGGCAAUCGAGCAGCUGCAUUCCGCCUGGUCAGCGGCUAUUCGUCGGGGUUGGUUGGACCAUAGUUCGGCUAAGACUUUGCAUUGUUUGUUGGACACGGCUGGACCUAGGUGGCUCGUGUCAGCCGUCGUCCAGGAGUUGAUGAAGUUGAGGUAUAGAGAUCAGCUGCAGAGGGGUGUGGAUUUGGCGCUGGCUGCGUUCCAUGUGGAUAUUGGGGCCUGCACUCUAGAGCUAUUGACGCAUAUUUUGCCGCAGAUGUUGUAUAAUGAUCUACAGGCGGAUUCGUUAAUGGAACCGCAGCUGCUGGCGUUGGCGUACUUGACGUGUUAUUGCGUGUAUACGGCGUUUGAUGCUUUUACGGAGGAACCCGAAGAACCUCUUGCCAAAGUCGCCCGUUUGAACGACAGCAUGGAGGACGGAUCUCCCAUGGACCAGCUCGUCUCAGCCCUGCGACAACUAUUAAUAAUUUUUGAAGACGGCAUCCACGAAGGCUACAUUACUCAGCAAACUUACUUUGCCUUCUACUUGAUUAAGGGUCUGGUGGAGGUGAAAAUUCCGACGGCCAAUGCACUCCUGGCCGCCAUCCCCCCGGCUCUUAUCACCGACUUACUGAGGACACUCCCAGAACUGUUCACCUACCCAAUCCUGCUGCAUUUACACGACGUUCGUAGCACACACGGUAGAAACAACAUGGCCAAAGAUCUCUGCGUUCUGCGCAACUAUCAUUUAAGGAAUGUAUCGCAAGAGAGUAGUAAUGUUUAAGUGUAUUUUGCCGGAGGCCCAACUACAGGGAAACAGGAUAUACACAACACCCAGACGCUGGGCUGGAAUCGAACCCACGACCCAAGGUGUAGCGGGGAAGCACGAUGCCAACUACCCACCUGGGUCCUUUAACUAGAAUCAAGAAAUUGAAAAAUUGAAGAACGAAAAUUGAAUAGUGGAAGAUUAAAAAUUGAGAAACUUACAAAUGGAAAAAGUGAAAUAUGUAUUGUAAAAUCUAAAUAUUGAAAAUUGAAGAAAUAGAAAAUUCGGAUAUGUAAUUGGAAAUCCAAAAAUUGCAAAAUUGGAAAACUGUAAAAUCGAAAAAUGGAAAAAUCAAUCAGAAAAUUAAAAAUCGGAAAAAUGAAAACUAAAAUUCAAGAACUUGAAAAACUCUGGAAACGAAAAAUUGUACAAUAUUGAAAAAUAUACAAAAUAGAAAAUUUGCAAAUCGAAAAGUUGAAGAUAUGAAAAAUUGAAAAAUUUGGAAGUCGAAAUAUUGAUAAAUUGAAAAAACGAAAAAAUGUGAUAUCAAAAAAUUGGUCGAAGGUAAAUAAAACCGAUUUCUCGAAA